AUGAAAAGAUGUGUCCUACAGAUUAAAGAUGCGCUUUUCAAGACGUCGUUGCAGAAGUCGGCACCAACUGUUUUCUCUAAGCCAAUACAAGAGUUCGCGAUCAAACCGAAUGAGAAGUGGGUAAUUUGGGGCAGUGAACGAUCUAAGUUCAUGGAUGUAAUUGGUAACAAGUACCUGGCAGAACCGCCCCUUUCAUUAAGAUAUGGCCAGACUCGCGGGGGUUUGCCAAGAAUUGAAUUUGUCAAGUUUAAUGGAGUGAUACCCACGGCUCACCUAAGUGCCAGAUACGAAUAUUUUAAAGACGAAUUCGAUCAAACCUGUGGCAAGUUCAUCAAAGACAACUCCAUCGGGUCCAUGGAGGUCGAUUAUGAUGUUUCCAAGACCGAUAGACCAUUAGAUCGCGAGUUAUACGCUAGUUUACUAAAAGAACUCCAGCUAGAGAAACUGGAGAAUAGAUGGGCAAUGGGGCUCAGUAAUGGCCAAAUGCGCAGAGCACGGCUGGCUCGUAGUCUAUUGAAGGACCCAGACUUGAUUUUAGUCGAGGACCCCUUUCUGGGCCUCGAUCCGACUGCGACUACUAUAAUUUCGAACUUCAUCGGCGCCUAUUCGAGAGCCCCCAUCGUAAUUGGGCUCCGCCACCAGGACAAGAUACCCGACUGGUGUACGCACGUAUGCUGCGUUGAUAAAAAAGGUAUUGUUUUCCAAGGUGACAAACAAAGCCUUGACAAUAAAAUCGCAUCCACCAGAAAAUGUUACGAUCUUGAAAAUGAGGCUAAAACGGCCAAUUCCCAGUAUCAAAUUCAGGAUCUCAUUUCUUGGCAUCCGCUAGCACUGAUGCCUCGCCACGAUAUCGUCAAACUUGCAUGUGGUAUAGAACUUAAAGGACUUUCAGUAUCUUACAGAGGAGUUUCGAUACUAAAGGAUUUGCACUGGCAAGUUCGCCCGCGGUCGAGAUGGCAUGUCAGAGGCGAUAAUGGCACAGGAAAGUCUACUUUGCUCUCUUUGCUGACCGCCGAUCAUCCACAGUCGUGGAAUUCAAAAAUUGUGGAGAACGGUGUUCCUCGCAAGGCGGGAGCCACGGACUAUUUCACGAUAAACAAAAGAAUCGGAAUGUCGUCACCAGAGCUGCAUGCUAUCUUUAACAAGUCUGAGGGCCGUAAAUUGAGCGUUAAGGAAGCUUUGGCUACAGGUUUCAAGGAAAACUCGUCCAAUGAUUUUUUGACAUGCUAUAAGGCCCUAAACAAGCAGCAGCUUCAAAUCCUCCACACCUACGAGGAUUUCUUUGGGCUCCAGUCAUUAGAAGGCUGCAGCUACGGAGAACUGUCCGUGAGUGAUCAGAAAUUAGUGUUGUUUGUGAGGGCACUGCUUAAGAUGCCCCAAAUUUUAAUUCUGGACGAAGCAUUUUCGGCAAUGGAGGAAAAGCCAAUGCACAAGUGCUUUGAAUUUCUUCAACAAUGGCCAGGUAUCGUGCUGGUUGUCUCACACGUUCCGGCAGAAACUCCACAAUGUGAUCAUUAUUUGCGGCUUGCUUCGCCAGGACAGUACGAAGUUGGCGCUGUCAAACAUUAG
Lachancea meyersii CBS 8951 is the source of this 1569-nucleotide messenger RNA. The record is from the annotation of a GenBank genome assembly. Lineage: Eukaryota; Fungi; Ascomycota; Saccharomycetes; Saccharomycetales; Saccharomycetaceae.